AUGGACCCAAAUCAUGGUCUGGACCCAAAUGUGGAGAUUGUACCGAAGGGUAUCCUUGGCUGGGGAAGUAAAUCAUCAUCUUCUGCAUCAAAUGCAUGGGGUUCUUCUGUGUCUCCAAAUGCCAAUGUUGGGCCUAGUUCACCCAGUCAUCUCAGUACCCGCCCUUCAUCUGGUGGAAGUGGCACACGGCCUUCAACUUCUGGUAGUGAUAGGGCUUCUGAACUAACUACUGGUGCAUGGGGGUCAAGCUCCCGGCCUUCAUCAGCAUCAGGGCCACCAACAUCAAAUCAGACUUCUCAGGCAUCAUUGCAUCCUCGCAGUGCUGAAACAAGACCUGGUAGUUCACAAUUAUCUCAAGUUGCUGAACAUGGGGCUAAAAAUCCAGUGGCUUGGAAUGCUGCUAGAACUACAGAGACACUGGUAGGCUUCUGUUCUUAUUUGUGGUUAGUCACUUCAUACGGCGUUUUUACUGUAAUUUAUAUGGUAUCAAAAGAUUAA
Lathyrus sativus (Indian pea) is the source of this 498-nucleotide messenger RNA. The record is from the annotation of a GenBank genome assembly. Lineage: Eukaryota; Viridiplantae; Streptophyta; Magnoliopsida; Fabales; Fabaceae.